GCACGCCCCGGAAGCGCCGGGGUACCGUACCACCACCAGCAACACCACAGCCAGCACCAGAGCGCACCGAACGGCAAGGUCGCGGUCGUGGCUACGACGGCAGCAAAGGGGUCCGGGACCCCGCGUCGGGAGCAAUCGAGCCGUCGGCUCGAGAAGAACGUUGCUGUGCAAGAUCCCGUAUUGAAGGACUAUCGUCUCGGAGACUGCAUCGGGAAGGGAGCCUUCGGGUCUGUUUACAAAGCCUUCAACUGGGGAACCGGUGAGGCAGUGGCUAUCAAGCAGAUCAAGCUUGUGGAUGUACCCAAGAGCGAGCUGCGCAUGAUUGAGAGAUCGAUCUCUUGAAGAACCUUCAUCACGACAAUAUCGUAAAAUAUAUCGGCUUCGUGAAGACGGCAGACUGCCUCAACAUCAUCCUCGAGUACUGCGAAAAUGGCUCCCUGCAUUCCAUCUGCAAGGCCUACGGCAAGUUUCCUGAGAAUCUUGUCGGUGUGUACAUGACCCAGGUUUUGCAGGGGUUGCAGUACCUGCACGACCAGGGUGUUAUCCACCGAGAUAUCAAAGGGGCCAAUAUCUUGACAACCAAGGAUGGGACCGUCAAGUUGGCCGACUUUGGCGUUUCCACAAGUACUCUCGCCGGGCCAGACAAGGAGGCGCAGGUCGUCGGAACACCGUAUUGGAUGGCUCCGGAGAUUAUUCAACUGUCUGGCGCUACUCCAGCUUCGGAUAUCUGGAGCGUCGGGUGUACCGUCAUCGAGCUGCUGCAGGGGAAACCUCCAUACCACAACCUUGCCGCCAUGCCGGCCCUGUUCGCCAUUGUCAACGACGAUCACCCACCGCUUCCCGAAGGGGUCUCGCCGGCCGCUCGUGACUUUCUCAUGCAGUGCUUCCAAAAAGACCCAAAUCUUCGGGUUUCGGCCAGGAAACUGCUACGACAUGCCUGGAUUACAGGUUGCCGAAGAAGCGACGCACCGGUUGCGAAAGCGCCGUCGAACUUCAGCCAGGCGGUCGAGGAAGUGAAGCAGUGGAACAAGGCGCUUAAGUCGUCCGAAGGCAAUCUCAGGGCAUCGACAGGAUCGGACAUCCCAGGGCAUCGUGCCAAUCCUGGUAGGAUGCCUUUGUCGUUGACCACAAAGCAGAGGCCGCCGGCGGAUGCAUUUCCGGCCCCCGAGUUAACUGAUGACGAUAAUUGGGAUAACGACUUCGCAACGACCAUAUCGCCAUCUGCUCUACAACUUCCCCAGAUCAAGGGCCAAGACAACUUUGGAGGCUUGCUCUCGGGAGAUCGGUUGAAGGCAUUUGCGUCCACCGAUGCCCAGCGGGAGGAUUCCGAAAACUGGGAUUCGAAUUUGGAAGGCGAACUAGUGACGAUCAAGGGGCUAGGCCACUGGUCCGAAGUUGAUCCUCAGGAAGAAACCAUCCGCCCGACGCCCAAGAGGGCAGAAAAGACCCGAGAGUCGAGGCUGAAGUUGCCCGAGAGCCAGGGUCACCGGCGCCAGAGGAGUAGACAAGGUGCAUCAAACGCCGCUCAACCGAAGUCACCUGGGCGGCCGCUCGCCAUGAAGUUUGAGCUGCCCCCGCGCCCAGAUGUGAUCUACCGCGAGCAGUCAACCGAGGAUUACUCUGAUCUGUUCGCCGACAACGAUCACGUCUUUGACAGAAGGCUGAGCCUUGCCCACAAGGAAACCCCCCAACUGUUUCACCCGUCUGAUCUCACAACCAGCGCUCCUAAAUCAGCUCAUUCUUCCAGUGGCGGCAGUAGUCGCCGGUCAAAGACGACUUCCCGCCCCGCCCUCCUCGCUCCGGACCAACCGGUCCGCCGCACCCGCUCUACUGUCGAGAUUACCAAGUUUGCCGAAGACGAAGGCGAUGAGGAUUUCUCCGACAUCUUUGGCGCGGCGGGCGAUGGGCUCACCGAGCCAGAGGAGAGCGACCGCGGCUCGGAAACAGAGGGCCAGGGCGGGCAGCUCGUCCUCUCACGCCUGUCGAACAACUCGUGGCUGGGAGACGACGAGGACGAAGAUGAUCCCUUCGCUAUGAUGGACCCCGGCUGGGACGAGAUGGACCUCCAGGCGAACAUUGCGCGGGAUCGGCACGCGAGGCUUGUGCAGCGAGUUGAGGAGUUGGUAAAGAGCCUGAAGAUCACCGAGGGCGAGGAGGUGGUGGCGGAAGUGGCCGAGGAUUUGUUGGGGUUACUGUGGGAGAACAGCGAGGUCAAGAACUUGAUCAUCGGCGCACACGGCUUGCUGCCGAUCCUCGAGAUACUCGAGCCUUGUACGCUCAAGAGUCGGCAACACAUGAUCCUGCAGCUGCUUAGGAUUGUCAACGCGAUCAUCCUGGAUGAUGUCGAGCUGCAAGAAAAUCUGUGCUUUGUCGGCGGCAUCCCGAUUGUCACCAAGUUUGCCGCCCGGCAGUACUCAAACGAUAUCCGGCUGGAGGCGGCUGCUUUUGUUCGCCAGAUGUACCAAACUUCCACGCUGACGCUACAGAUGUUUGUUAGCGCCGGCGGUCUCAACGUACUGGUCGAAUUUCUCGAUGAGGAUUAUGAGACAGCCCAGGACCUUGUCUUGAUAGGGGUCAACGGCAUCUGGAAUGUUUUUGAGCUCCAGGGCCCGACGCCGAAGAACGACUUCUGCAGGAUCUUCUCACGGAGCAAAAUCCUGGAUCCGCUAGCUGCCAUCCUGCACAAGGUCUUGGACGAGGAAAGGGAUGAACUGUCGGAGCUAGUGGAAGGCCGCAUUGUCAAUAUUUUCUACCUGUUCUCGCAGGCGGAGCCGUACGUCAAGGAGGCCGUUGCCGAGCGGCAGGUUCUUAAGACGGUUCUCAAGGACCUUCGACGAAUGACACCGGCGCACCAAAUUACCAUGCUCAAGUUCAUCAAGAACAUGUCAAUGUGUUCCACUGUGCUCGACGCUCUGCACUCGGCGGACGCCAUCGACUUCUUGAUAGAUGUGCUCAGUCUUUCGAUGAAGAAGGGGCAGAAGAACUUCCGCGAGAUCUCGAAUCAAGUGCUAAAUACCAUGUUCAACCUUUGUCGCCUGAGCAAGGAGCGGCAGGAAUACGCGGCCAGCAACGGCAUCAUACCGCUACUGCUUAAGAUCAUGAAGACGGACCGGCCGCCAAAGGAGUUUGUCUUGCCAAUCCUCUGCGACAUGGCUCACUCGGGAAGCAAGGGGAGGAGGUAUUUAUGGCAGAACAACGGAUUGGAUUUCUACGUGUCGCUCCUCGCAGACCAGUACUGGCAGGUAACAGCGCUGGAUGCCAUCCAUGUGUGGUUGCAGGAGGAAACGGCAAAAGUUGAGAGCCACCUGCUCGAAGGAGGAUUCACCGCGGCGAUCAUAUCGUGUUUCAAUCCCACGAAAGCCAACGCCUUUGACCCCAACCUCCUGGAGCCAUUGCUCAAGGUUCUCCGGUUAAGCCCGGCGGUGGCGGCGUCCCUUGCCAAGGCGGAAAUAUACGCUGGGAUUGCGCAGAAGCUCAGUCACAAGAAGGCCGUCGUCCGCCUCAACCUGCUGCGUCUGGUGCGCAACAUCAUGGACGGAUGCGAGGCGAACAACCUGCCUAUGUCGGCUCUUGGCACUUCUGGUACGGGCCGUCAGCUGCGCAUUCUGUUCGACAACAUCCAGACGCUUGCGGAUAAGGACCCAGCAGUGCUGGUGCGGAAUUUGGCCUCGGAGCUUAUCCGAAGCCACGUCGACGUCGAAUUGCAGCACGACGCUAUGUCACUCGGCAACAUGGGGUUGGGUGCAGUUAGCAGUGCCGCCAGCAACGCGGGCUCAGGGCCGCGCUCCCGCUCCGGUGCACGCCGCAACACAAGCUACACUCCUCCGGGCCUGCAUCUCAGCAUGUCCAUGCCGCCCACGCCGACGCACGGGCACCGCCUCACGCAGUCAUUCUCGGCGGCAUACAUCGAAGUCGCCGCCUCCCCGAAGCGCUCGGCCGCCGGCCUCACACAGGAACGCGACCCGUCUUUCUACCGCCCCCGGAGCCGCGACGGGGGCAUGCCGAUCCCAGCGUCCAGCAUCCCCCGGCGCGUAUCCGACACACCGCCGUUGGCCUCACCGGAUGGCACCAAUUCAGCUGACUCUAGCUCGACUCCGGCGUCCAGAUCCCGCCUCCCGCGGACCUCGACUGCACCACAACAACAGCAAUACCAGCCGCUCUCGCGUCCAAGCCUACCAACAGCGGCAUCGGCGCCGCCAAUCUCCAUUGCCUCCGGCGGGCAAGGAGCAGGAGCAGCUGGAGGAGCGGCAGGAGGUGGAGGAGGCCGCCGCGCGGGAAGCGGAGGACGGAGCGAGUCCUUCAGUCACCACCUCAGUAGCAGCUACAAGGAGAACUAUAGCAGCCAGGGUUACCUCCAACUCCAGGCGGGUAGGCUCCGCUCCGGAUCGUCUGUCACAGUGGCUAGCGUGUCUUCUGCUGGCGGCGCUUCCAGUGGGACGCAGUACUCGGCCUCACCGACGGGAAGCGCCGUUUCAGCCGGCAGUGGGAACGGCGGGCUGAUGCCACCUGUUGUUCCGGGCUACGGGGUUUCCGGUGCAGGGGAGGUCAGCGGCGGAAGCAGCGGUUCGAGUGGAAAGCGGAGGAGUCGGGCACCUAGCUCCAACUCGAAUGCCGGGUCGGAGGGGAGGUGGCCUUAGCGAUGCCACGCUCCUUUGCGGCCGGUCUCCCGGGUCGCGGGUGCGACUGGGGGAAUUGGUGGAGACCCUAAUGGUGCCUGUGCUCGUACUAGCAGUAGUGGUGGUGUUGGUGGUGGUGGUGGUGGUGGUCGUGCUGCUGCUGUUGCUCCUGCGAUUGCUCCUGCGACUGUACGCAGUUCUGCUGCACCGGGAAGCAGAGCGAG
Molecule: messenger RNA, 4840 nt
Organism: Thermothelomyces thermophilus ATCC 42464
Lineage: Eukaryota; Fungi; Ascomycota; Sordariomycetes; Sordariales; Chaetomiaceae
Exons: 11
Coding region: 495-4637 (1380 amino acids)
Biological process (GO): protein phosphorylation
Cellular component (GO): cytoplasm
Molecular function (GO): ATP binding; protein serine/threonine kinase activity
Source: RefSeq, a predicted model, not a curated record